Triticum dicoccoides is the source of this 1173-nucleotide messenger RNA. RefSeq lists its product as uncharacterized. The record is from RefSeq and is a predicted model, not a curated record. The transcript has a single exon. NCBI's taxonomy places the organism in Eukaryota, Viridiplantae, Streptophyta, Magnoliopsida, Poales, Poaceae. The coding region runs from base 233 to 925 and encodes 230 amino acids.
CUCACGCUCGCUCCCCUCCAACCGUCCACCAACCUCCUCCCCCCAAUCAUGCUCACACCACGACGCACCUUCGCACAUCGCUCCACACCAGUCACCAGCAGCCAGCCAUUUCCCCUGCUCCUGUGCUAGCUACUAGCUUUGUACUAAACCCUCGUCCCGUGCACGCCGUCACGCCGCUCGUGCGUCCCACCUGCACACCCCCAGCACGCCUGAGCGAGCGAGGGAGGGAGGGAUGGACUGGUACGAGUGGCUGCGCAGGGCGGGGCUGGGCGAGGACCUGGCCGCCGAGUACGCGCUCCUGUUCGCGCGCAACGAGCUCGGCGCCGCCGACGUGCGCCACCUCGACCACGCCUUCCUCGCCACCAUGGGCGUCGCCGUCGCCAAGCACCGCCUCGAGAUCCUCAAGCUCGCCCGGAGGGAGUCCUCCGCCUCCGCCGCCAUCACCGUCCUGCCGUGGCGCGCCACCAGGCUGCUCGCCGCCGCCGCGCAGCGGUCGGCCCGCUCCCUCGCCGGCUGCCUCCGCUCCGCCGCGCGCCGGGGCAGGUCCAAGGCCGCCGUCGCGCCGCGCCCGCUGGCGCUCUGCCACCAGGGCGUGGCGGGGCCGGCGCGGUGGAAGGGCGCGCCCACGGCCGCGGACGGCCGCGGGGUCACGAAGAGGAAGCUGGCGGCCCUCCUGGCUCGCGUGGGCAAGCCCAUGCACACGCUCACCAACAGCGCCGGACGAAAGGGGACAAGGAACUCCGCGGCGCCGACGACGUACAUGGCCACGGCGAUCGCGGCGGGGUGCUUCACCAGCACGGAGACCUGCGGCAGCGACUACGACGCCGACGACGACGAGGACGAGGACGCCGAGACGGACGACGGCGGCGGCGAGGACCCGGAGACGCCGUGGGAGUCCAUGUUCGAGGAUCUGAAGCCCACCUAGGCGAGCCGCGCAUGCGUGCGUCAGAAAAAGACACGUCCAUCCAUCCAUCCAAUCCAUCAACGGCGCACCGGCCAGCCAGUGGCUCAGUGGUGGUCACUGCACUGCACUGCACUACUAACCGCUCGCCAGUGGCGCCGCUGCUACGUCUGUAAGACUGUGUAUACUUCCGCGCCCUGUAAAAUCUUGUGUCGUGUGUUUAAUCUACCACUAACAGCGUUGCAAUGCAUAUUUGAGCUCAUUUUGUUUGA